Messenger RNA from Camellia sinensis, 1442 nucleotides. RefSeq names its product glucose-6-phosphate isomerase, cytosolic 2B-like. Gene Ontology annotation, cellular component: cytosol. NCBI's taxonomy places the organism in Eukaryota, Viridiplantae, Streptophyta, Magnoliopsida, Ericales, Theaceae. Gene Ontology annotation, biological process: gluconeogenesis; glucose 6-phosphate metabolic process; glycolytic process. The record is from RefSeq and is a predicted model, not a curated record. Gene Ontology annotation, molecular function: carbohydrate derivative binding; glucose-6-phosphate isomerase activity; monosaccharide binding.
AUGGAGAGUAACGGGAAAAGUGUUUCAAUUGAUGGCGUGCCUCUUCCCUUUGAGACUGGUGAAAUUGAUUUUGGUGAACCAGGAACAAAUGGCCAGAAUAGCUUUUACCAAUUAAUUCACCAGGUAACUUGCGUGUUCUGUUCCAUAUAUUGGUAAAUAAAAAUUGAUAAUGCCCUUAUAAGUGGGAAAUUCUCCUACCUGAUUUGCCAUCCGGUGUUUCUUUGAAGUUGAGGAAGAUUUCUUGUCUGAGGCUGGUGAGUAGUUUGCGAAUGUUUUUUCCUCUGAACAUAUAGUAUUAACAUUUUGACCAUUUUUCAGAGGUGUUAUAUAGAACUUGAAUUGCUUAAUGUCUGUGAAGAAUACAGAACUGAUUGCCAGGUUGCUGCUGUGAAUGUAUGUGCACUAAAUUAUGUUUCGCUUGUAUAUAUUUUUCCAUGUUGUAAACUCUGUCCCUAUUACCCAUCUUCUUGGAACUUUCAGGGGCGAGUAAUUCCUUGUGAUUUUAUUGGUGUUGUGAAGAGUCAGCAACCUGUGUACCUUAAAGGUACCUCAUUCUUUUUUCCCCCUCUCUUUAUUGGCCACAAUUUCUUAUCUCAGUAUUGCCAAAACAAGUUUACUUGAAUGGCUUGGUAAAGGUGGUCUGUAGAUCCCUUAUUUUCUUGAUGGUGUUUCUAUCCAUUACAAAAAUUUUCAUUGAAUUGUGUUGCAGGUAAAGUGGUGAGUAACCACGAUUUGCUUAUGGAAAGGUAAGAUGGAUGCUUUUCCAUAACCUUGCUAUUUCCCCCCAUUGAUAUCUACUUUCAAUUUUUUGUCUAGCCAAUAGUUCUCUAAAUUGCCAUUUUGCUUUUGUGCAAAAAAACAAAAUAUUAAUAAUACUAAUAGUAAUAAUAAAUGAAAAGAAGCAGCCGCAACCAUCAUGAAGAAUCCUUACGGUGAUUUUGUGAAACUUUAAAGCCAUGUAGCUGCGUCAUGAGGUGUAUGACAUUAUGAAAAUUUCUGUAGUGUUGAUUGUUUCUUUUUCCAUUUUUAUUUGUGUGCAUUCAUAUAUGGAAAUCAUAAGAUUUUUUUCUAUUAAUUUGCCUUGUGAUUGCAACAGCUGCCUAAAAGUGCCAGGAUAUUUAACUCGGGACAAUUACUUGACAGUUGGGUCAGUGGAAAAAAAUUACAAAUUAAUAAAAAAAAAGACACCACAAGAGUUGCAGAAUGAGAAUGUUCCCCCUCAUCUUAUCCCUCACAAGUUGUUGGCAAUCUAUGAACACAGAAUUGCUGUCCAAGGUUUCAUAUGGGGUAUCAACUCUUUUGACCAGUGGGGAGUUGAGUUAGGAAAGUCGCUGGCUUCCCAAGUCAGAAGGCAACUUCAUGCAUCUCGGAAAAAAGGAGAACCAGUUGAGGGCUUCAAUUUCAGUACAACAACAAUGUUAAAAAGAUAUCUAGAGGUAUGA